This is a messenger RNA of Drosophila subpulchrella, 1948 nucleotides long. RefSeq names its product zinc finger protein 135. Lineage: Eukaryota; Metazoa; Arthropoda; Insecta; Diptera; Drosophilidae. The record is from RefSeq and is a predicted model, not a curated record. The coding region runs from base 54 to 1223 and encodes 389 amino acids. The transcript is spliced from 2 exons. Gene Ontology annotation, molecular function: DNA-binding transcription factor activity, RNA polymerase II-specific; RNA polymerase II cis-regulatory region sequence-specific DNA binding. Gene Ontology annotation, biological process: regulation of DNA-templated transcription.
UCUGGCAGCCCUGUUUAAAGCGAGAUUGAAGUUUUCGAGAAAUUAUUUCGAAAAUGCCGCCUGGGACGCAAAUAACGAGCGACAGCGACAUGGAGACCGUUCUGGAGGAGUUCAAGCAGCGCCAUGAGCGCCGGAACAGCAUCGGAUCCGCCAAGUACUCCUGCAGCGUGCCAGAAUGCGGGGCCACCUUCAAGCGGCUGGACCAGUUGGACCGGCAUGAAUAUCACCACACGGGAAUUAAGAAGCACGCCUGUGCGUACGAGGGCUGCGACAAAACCUACUCCAUAGUAACGCACUUGAAGAGGCAUCUGCGGAGCACCCACGAGCGUCCGGAUGCGACGGUCAAGAAAACCGUCAAGUGCGGCCUCGAAGAGUGCAGCAAGAUGUUCAUCUCGGUCAGCAAUAUGACCCGCCACAUGCGCGAAACCCACGAGAGCCCGCGGGUCUAUCCGUGCAGCCAUUGCAACGCCAAGUUCUCGCAGAAACUCAAGCUGAAGCGCCACGAGAUCAGGGAGCACACGCAGGAGUAUCCCUUCAGCUGCUCGAAAUGCUCGCGCGGAUUCUACCAGGAGUGGCAGUGCCAGAGUCACGAGCCCAGCUGCAAGCAGUACGAGUGCCCCGGAUGUCCACAGAAGUUCGACAAGUGGUCGCUAUACACGAAGCACUGCCGAGACACGUUGCACGGCAAGAACCGCCACAAAUGCGACCGCUGUGAGUGCGCCUUCGACAAGCCCAGUGAUCUGAAGCAGCACAUCGAGGUGAAGCACAAGGAGGCAAAGAAACAGGAGGAUGAGACCUCAUUCACCUGCACAGAGGAGGGCUGCGGCAAGAGCUACUCGUACCUGAGGAAUCUUCGCCAGCACAUGCUGACCGCCCAUUCGGGCAGGCGUUUCGAGUGCCAGACCGUGGACUGCGGACGCUGCUUCAGCAGUGCCCAGAAUCUGGCGAAACAUCUGCUCAGGGGUCACAAGGAUGGCAAGGUGAAGAAGGAGAAGAAACCUAAGGCUGCGGAGUCCAAUCUCCGCAAGCGAAGACGUGACGCCGGACGCAGCAAGCACUCGCAGCUGUCCAAGCUGGCCUGUCUGCAACUGGACAAGGAAGAGGAGGAGGCAGUGCGUGAACGGGAGCCCUUGGCUCUUGAAAAGGUAACACAAUCGUUGCAGGAGGACCCUGUCGAGGAGCUGCUGGCACAAACCCUUCAGGAUGAAGAGGAAGUGAAUUAGAAGUAAGACAAACACUUCAGAAACAGGAAAGAAAGAUCGGGUCAAAACCUACAACUCUACAAAAAUUCCGAAUAUUCUAUAAAAAGAGGCUAAACACAUUAACUAUACUGUAAAAAAGGACACUAAACUUUCAAUUCAAGCUAAAAAUGGAGCAAAAAGACGGUAAGCUACUGAAAAAAUAAGGAAAAUGCUAAUAAUUUAACACCUAAUACUUAAGGCCACUUAAAAUCAAGAUGAAUUUUAAAGGUACUGCCAAAGAGACAAGAUAAAUAAUAAAGAACUGCAGAACAUCAGAGCGCGGAUGAGGUUAACUUUCAGAAGCAGACUUCAGAAUGUAUAGAAAAUAUGUUUAGACCUCUCCCUCCUUAUUAGUUAAUGAUUUUGAAUUAAGCAUAAGUUUACAUAGAGAGAAAUAUUUUUUGUAGCCGCCUGGAGCGGAUUAAUAUUAUAUUUCUUCAUUUUUCUUUUAUGUACUUUAAGUUUGUGAGAAUCCCAUUCCGUCAACAUUUUGUUUAAUCCUUGACGUCUGUAAAUAUGCGCAGUAAGAACCACCCAUGUGGAUUUAGGGUAAUAUUAUUUAUAAAACAUAUGUAGGUAACAUAUAUAUUACCUAAGUUGCCAUGACUUCUUUUAAUAAAUACAGUCAGUCGUAAUUUAAGCAGUCAUACGAUGUUCGUAUUUUUUGCAUUUUUUCUUUUGUUUUUUAUUAAACAAUAUUCUAAAAA